GGGUAUAACCGGGUGGCUCAGAGGCAGGGCGGGCGUGGCCAGGGUGGGGACGUGGACUGAGCCUGGCUUCCCGGUCGCUGGGGUCUGGGGCGUCUCCGAUGAUAUCUUUAUAAGGCACAAGUGAAAGGGAACGUGGGUGUGACCUGUAGCCUUGUCUCCGAGGGGGACAAUAAAGUUUGAGAAGUUUGAAAAGGGGAGAGAAAGUGCACGCCCCUUCGGCUACGGGGUGUGGCCAGAGCUCGGCGAGGCGCUUGGAGGAGGGUGCGCGCGACAUGGGGGUCACCGUGGACGUUCACCAGGUGUUCCAGUACCCCUUCGAGCAGGUGGUCGCCUGCUUCCUCCGAAAGUAUCCCAACCCCAUGGAUAAAAAUGUCAUCUCUGUAAAAACUGUGGAAGAAAAGAAAGAUGAAUCAACAGGACUCAUCUAUAGAAAGAGGAUUGCUAUCUGUCAGAAUGUGGUUCCAGAAAUUUUAAGAAAGGUGAGUAUUUUAAAGGUACCUAAUGUCCAGCUAGAAGAGGAGUCGUGGCUCAGUCUCCAGGAAAGGAACAUGGCUAUUCGGAGUCACUGUCUCACGUGGACACAGUAUGCUUCCAUGAGGGAAGAGUCUGUCUUCCGGGAAAGUGUGGAGAAUCCAAAUUGGACAGAGUUUAUUCAAAGAGGCAGAAUUUCAAUCACAGGGGCUGGAUUUCUCAACUGCAUAUUGGAAACUUUUGCUAGUACUUUCUUAAGACAUGGAGCCCAGAAGGGAAUUAGAAUAAUGGAGAUGCUGCUAAAGGAACAGUGUGGUGCCCCCUUAGUGGAAUAAAGAAUCAUCAAAUCCCUUCUCAGCCACGACAUCACAGGCACAAUUAUUGGAUGCAAGUUUCAGGACACAGAAUCUGUGGCUUAGAGAAAAGGAGACCUUCCUGCCGAGCACAGACUGACACUCUAUUUUGGAGCCUGCUUCAAAUCAUGGGACUCAUGGAGAUGAGAUCUUUCAGCUGGAUUUUAUGACAUGGUCUCUUUACAAUCUUAUGAAUAAAAGGAGAGAACAUAUCAGAUGAUA
Peromyscus eremicus (cactus mouse) is the source of this 1046-nucleotide messenger RNA. It is a transcript of the gene Prelid2, whose product is annotated as PRELI domain containing 2. The transcript has 7 exons. The record is from RefSeq and is a predicted model, not a curated record. Bases 273 to 806 code for a protein of 177 amino acids. Lineage: Eukaryota; Metazoa; Chordata; Mammalia; Rodentia; Cricetidae. Gene Ontology annotation, molecular function: phosphatidic acid transfer activity. Gene Ontology annotation, cellular component: mitochondrial intermembrane space. Gene Ontology annotation, biological process: phospholipid transport.